AUGCAGAGUGAAUGCAUGAUUCGAUCACGUUGUCUUCGUCCACAACAAACAUUCGAUUCAAUCGAAUAUCGUGUAGACGAUUCGAAAAUCUCAUUUUUAUUGUUACCAUCAUCAUUACAUUCAACAAGAUGCUCUUCACCUGAACAUUCUUCAUGUUUAAAUCCAGUUCUAAUUACAUUUCCAGCAAACGCAACAUUAAAACAAAUUUUAACGGAGAACGUAUUUAUGGCUUUAAUUUUUGAACAUUCAUCAUUACCAAUCGAAAAUAAGGAUGACAUUCAACAACAAAAUAAAGCUCACUUUGAAUUGCGAGGUAAAAUUUUAGAUGGAAAUGUUCAAUUUGCAUCAAUUGUUUUGAAACAAGAUUUGACAUUAGUUAUUGAUAAUAAUAUUCAAUUGAAAUUUCAUGAAAGUAAAGAUGUUGAGUUAAAUUCAGCAAUCAUAGAUAGAUUUCGUGAAAGUCUAUUUCAUCGUCUACCAAUUGAAGAUGGUUAUCGACCUAAAACUAGUCCACACCUUGUCUAUCCAAAUGAAAGUUUAGAUUUAUUAUUUGAUACAUUACACGGUCAAUUGAACUAUUUAACUCAAUAUUUACAAAGUCAUAUUGGUGAGAGACAUGAGUUUACAACCUAUGACAUACAAAAACAAGCUCUCAAUGAAGAAAAACAAUGGAAUGAAUGGGAAACAGGAAUUUAUCGAAUGCACGGUGAUAAUGAUGGUACAGUAAAUAUUGCUUUAGCUUCUGAUUGGGGAGCUGGUACACUCGAAGCAGCGCUUGUUGCUAGUGCAAUGAUGAAUGGUUUAGAUUUGACUAUGCAACAACAACGGGCUACACCUGAUUUGCCACAUUAUACUAUACAUUUAGGUGAUAUCUAUUAUGUUGGUUUACCAACGGAAGUUCAGCAUUGUUGUCUUGGCAUUAAACCUGAUUGGGCCGAUCGUGGUGUUCGAUGGCCCAUCGGACAAAAUGGUAGUUUGACAAUACCUGGAAAUCAUGAAUUGUAUAGUCGUGGUUUUGGUUAUUGGGACUAUUUUUUGCCAGCAGUUGGUUUAUUCAAUUCUGAAGAUUUAACACAACCUAUACAAUCACAGAAAACUUCAUAUUGGGUAUUAGAAAAUGAUCAAUGGAGAAUCAUUGGACUUGAUACUGGCUAUGAUUCAUUUUCAUUAUUGGGCAUUGAUAAUUUUGCAAUUAAAUUACCACCUGAAUUGAUGGAUUGGCUUAAAACAGUCGUUGGUCUUAGUCCACAAAUGACUGAUAAACGUGGAUUAAUCUUUUUCUCACAUCAUCAAAUUAUUAGUGCUUGGAAUGAAAAACCAAAUACAGAUUUUCCAGCACAAAUAGCAUCUUUAUUACCGGAAGGGCGAACAGUUCUGUGGUUGUGGGGUCAUGAACAUCGUUUGAGUUUCUAUGAAAAACAAACUAUUACAACAUUGUCUGAAUUGGGCAAAACCCUUACAUUCUAUGGUCGAUGCGUUGGCAAUUCUGGUUUUCCGACAAUAGCAAAGGAACUUCCAGUUGAAGCUCGUGAAACAAAAUUAUUAUUUUACGAUGAUCGAUUAUAUCAUUUUCAUGACAAUGAAUUUUUGCCUGAUCUUCCAGUAGGUUUCAAUGGGUAUGCUACAAUGAAAUUCGUACGUCCGAAUAAGUCAAGCGAUACAAGUUUACGUAUGAGUUAUAAAACUUUAUGCUUGAAUGAAGAUGGACAAUUGACUCAUGAAAAUCCAACUGUAAUUGUUAAUGAAGAAUGGUCGGUUGACUCGAAUGGUAAUGUUGUUCUCAUCAGAUUAGAACCUGUGAAUAAAGAGCUUACAAAAGCUGUACACACAGAUACUAACCAAAAUGAACUCACAUUAAAUCAAUCAAGCUGCUGUACAAUGUUGUGAGACGAGAACUACAUUGUACGUCCAAAACUGACUCAAAUUGAUAAAACAGUCAUGCUUAUAACACAUUAUUUUCUUUUCAUGUCAGCACACAUAAUACUCCAGUUCUAAAAAUUUUCGCCAAUAAUAUGUUAGUUUGAAUAAACUAACGAGGGAAGUACCCGAAGUGAUUCAUCGCUUUUGAGCUCAUAUUUUGGGCGUAUAGAGGGAACCUCUAGACUAGAAUAAUCCUAAAAGUAUUCGGGCUCAUAGGCCUUCUCUACAGAGUUAUAACCAUUUUACUUGAAUUUUAGCCUAUGGCACGGUAUGUACAAACAAAUCAGCUGGCGGUAUUUCUAUUUGAAAUUUUGUCCACAGAUAGGUCUACUUGUAAUUAGAAUGUUU
Messenger RNA from Rotaria sordida, 2268 nucleotides. NCBI's taxonomy places the organism in Eukaryota, Metazoa, Rotifera, Eurotatoria, Philodinida, Philodinidae. The record is from the annotation of a GenBank genome assembly.